AUGCAAUGCAUGCAUAAGGAAACCUUAGUUUAUAAUUCUAUAUUAUAUGGUCACAUUUUCUGAUUUCCUGAGGCUGCAAAUUGAACAUCAUCAUGAACAUGAAGAACCUGAACAUCUCUUUGUGCGUGCUUCUCAUAGCUCUUGUUCGCUUAGGGGGAAGUGCACCAUCAAGCUUCAACUAUGGUGAUGCCCUUGACAAGAGUUUGAUGUUCUUUGAAGCACAAAGAUCUGGUAAGCUACCACUGCAGCAGCGAGUCAAGUGGCGUGGUGAUUCUGGCCUCCAAGAUGGUUUUCAGCAAGGAGUGGACCUGGUGGGAGGGUACUAUGACGCAGGAGAUCAUGUGAAGUUUGGGUUGCCAAUGGCCUACAGUGUCACAAUGCUUGCAUGGGGAGCCAUCGAAUUCAGCAAGGAAAUUACGAACUUGAACCAAAUGGGACAUGCAUUAUGGGCAAUUAAAUGGGGAACUGAUUACUUUGUCAAAGCACACACUCAACCCAAUGUUCUUUGGGGACAGGUGGGAGAUGGAGUUUCUGAUCAUUACUGCUGGGAGCGUGCUGAAGACAUGACUACAUCAAGAGGUGCCUACAAAAUUGAUGAACAACACCCUGGCUCUGAUCUGGCAGGUGAAACUGCAGCUGCAUUGGCUGCUGCAGCUUUGGCUUUCAGGCCCUACAAUUCUUCUUACUCUGAUCUUCUGCUAGUUCAUGCAAAACAGCUCUUCACAUUCGCAGAUAGGUUCAGAGGUCUCUAUGAUGACUCUAUUUCAAGUGCUCAGCAAUUCUAUACUUCUUCCGGUUACUCAGAUGAAUUAUUAUGGGCUGCCACGUGGCUACACCUGGCAACUGGAGAUGAAUACUACCUAAAGUAUGUGGUGGACAAUGGUGUAUACAUGGGUGGAACUGGCUGGGCAAUGAAAGAGUUCUCUUGGGACAACAAAUAUGCUGGUGUGCAGAUCCUCCUAACAAAGAUAUUACUGGAAGGGAAAGCUGGUCCUUAUGCUGAUACACUAAAGCAAUACCAGGCCAAGGCAGAUUAUUUUUCGUGUGCCUGCUUGCAAAAGAAUGAUGGUUACAAUGUCCAGAAAACACCAGGUGGCUUACUAUAUGUACGUGAAUGGAACAACAUGCAGUAUGUUUCUUCUGCUUCAUUCCUUUUAGCUGUUUACUCUAAUUACCUCUCAGCAACAAAAGCAAAUCUCAACUGCCCAGAUGGACAAACUCAGCCUCAGGAGCUCCUCAACUUUGUUAAGUCUCAGGCUGAUUAUAUCCUUGGUAAUAACCCAGCUGAUAUGAGCUACUUGGUUGGAUAUGAAGCAAAAUAUCCUCUUCAUGUUCACCACAGAGGCGCUUCCAUUGCUUCAAUCUUUUCUCUUCACAGUGAGGUUGGCUGCACUCAAGGAUUUGAGCUGUGGUAUAACCGUGCUGAGUCAAAUCCUAAUGUCAUCUUUGGUGCCCUCGUGGGUGGUCCAGAUAAAAAUGAUGGCUUCUCUGAUGACAGAUCUAAUUAUGAACAAACUGAGCCUACACUUUCAGGUUCUGCUCCUCUUGUGGGCAUCUUUGCUAAACUGCAGAGUUUGCAUGGUAAUAUAGGUGAAGGUUACAACCAUAAUGAAUCACCAAUGCCCCAACAAAAAACACAAAGUUACAACCAAGAUGAAUCACAAGUGCCCCGACAAAAAACACCGAGCAAAUAUACAGGGGAAAAAACGGCAUCUAAAACAUCAGAAGGCGCCCCGGUGCAAUUUCUUCACUCAAUAAGUAGCUCAUGGACUGUUGGAGGUGCAACCUAUUACCGUCACAGGGUGAUAAUCAAGAAUACUUCUUCGAGGCCAAUUUCAGAUCUUAAGUUGGUAGUUAAGGACCUCACAGGCUCUUUAUGGGGUCUCUCUUCAACAGAAGAAAAGGACACCUAUGCACUUCCUCAAUGGCAGAAGGUUUUGAAUCCUGGCUCUGAGUGUAUAUUUGUAUAUGUUCAAGGCGGACCCCAGGCCAAAGUUUCCAUUAAGAGCUUCCAAUGAUCUUUUUUGAAGCCAUGUCGACCAAGGGAACACUUCUCCCACAAGUUUAAUUUGACAGUUAAACUUCUAUUAAUCCAUGAUUGUAAUUUUGUAUUAUUAAUUUAUCAACUCAGUUCAUAUCUUACUGUCAACACUUAAUUGUAAUAUCAGUUUCUGAAA
This is a messenger RNA of Vigna umbellata (rice bean), 2177 nucleotides long. It is a transcript of the gene GH9C1, whose product is annotated as glycosyl hydrolase 9C1. Lineage: Eukaryota; Viridiplantae; Streptophyta; Magnoliopsida; Fabales; Fabaceae. Gene Ontology annotation, molecular function: carbohydrate binding; hydrolase activity, hydrolyzing O-glycosyl compounds. The record is from RefSeq and is a predicted model, not a curated record. Gene Ontology annotation, biological process: carbohydrate metabolic process.